AUGACUUUGAAGCCAGAUGCAGCCGCCUCGCAGGCCCCCAUCGACACCGAAAAACAAGCAAGCAGUUGUUCGGAUCUCCCUUCAGCGGCUAAGGAUGAUAGCCCACGCGAUAUUCACGGCGCCCUAUGGCUAGCUGUGGUCCUCGGCAUCUUCAGUUCAACUUUCCUCUUUGGCCUUGAUAAUACCAUUGUCGCCAAUAUCCAGCCCGCUAUCGUCAAGUCGCUGGAUGGUGUUGAGAAACUGGCCUGGUCCGGUGUGGCCUUUAUUAUGGCCUCCAGCGCAACGGUGCUUACCUGGCUGCAAAUCUUUAACCAGUUCAACAUCAAAUGGAUGUAUAUCUUCUCCAUCGUCGUAUUCCUGGCUGGCUCUGCUGUCUGUGGAGCUGCCCAGACGAUGGAUAUCCUGAUCGGAGGGCGAGUCAUCUGUGGUAUCGGCGGCGUUGGCCAGUACGUGGGAGUCAUGAACUUUCUCCCUCGUCUGACCUCCUUGCGAGAACGGCCGAUAUACGUUAGCGCAAUUGGUCUUACCUGGGGUGCAGGUACUGUCCUGGGGCCAAUCAUCGGCGGUGCCUUUACCGAUAGCUCUGCUGGAUGGAGAUGGUCCUUUUAUAUCAACCUGGUUGUUGGCGGCCUUUGUAUGCCCGUCUAUAUAUUCCUCCUCCCAUCCCUUGAACCACAGCCCACUUCCGGAGUCCCUAUUAUGGAUAAGCUGAAGAAAUUGGACAUCGUUGGAUCGCUGAUCUUAAUGGGAUCAUUUGUGGCAAGUGUUAUUGGUCUUAACUUCGCUGGAGCCCUUUACCCCUGGAGUUCCCCUGGUAUCAUCGCUGCACUCGUUCUAGGGGCUGUUGGUUUCAUUGUCUUUGGGGUUCAGCAAAGCUACUGCAUCCUCACCACCGAAGAAACACGCCUCUUCCCCGUGGAGCUGAUAUCAUGGCGCAAGCCGCUCCUUAGUCUGCUAUUUCUAUGCGGUUGUUGUACCAGCGUCUGUGUAACAAUCCCAGCAUAUAUCAUUCCGCUAUAUUUCCAGUUCACCGCCGGUGAUAAAUCAUUGGAGUCCGGGGUCCGGCUAUUGCCAUUUGUCUGCCUUCUUGUUUUUAGCUGUGUUGGCGGCGGGAUUCUUGCUUCCCGCGUUGGAUACUACCUCCCCUGGUAUCUUGUUGGGGGGGCACUCUCUCUUAUUGGAGCUUCACUGAUAUAUACGGCAAACCUGGGAACUAGCCCUGGAGCUAUAUACGGAUAUAGUGCUCUUAUUGGCCUAGGGUCAGGAAUGUAUCUUCAGCUUGGUCAUUCCGUAGCCCAGGCUAAGGUGAGCCCGGAUAAGGUAUCCGCCGCUAUUGCCUUUACGACAACCGCCCAGCUAAAUGGAAUGACUAUUGCGCUGGUGAUUGCUCAGUGUGUUUUUGUUAAUGAAGCUGCUAAGGGAAUUGCGAGAGUGCUUCCGCAUGAGCCCCAUUCCACUAUUAUCGAUGCUAUCACCGGAACUGGCUCAACAUUUGUACACGAUCUGGAACCAAAUACAAGGACAGCAGUGUUGGCUGCAAUUGUAACCGCGAUCGAUAGAACCUAUAUCUUGUGUAUAGCGGCUGGAGCCGCUACAGUCCUAUCAACAUUUGGUAUGAAGUGGGAACGGCUGUUUAUCUCUGCGGUGGCUGCUUGA
Molecule: messenger RNA, 1656 nt
Organism: Microsporum canis CBS 113480
Lineage: Eukaryota; Fungi; Ascomycota; Eurotiomycetes; Onygenales; Arthrodermataceae
Exons: 2
Coding region: 1-1656 (551 amino acids)
Biological process (GO): transmembrane transport
Molecular function (GO): transmembrane transporter activity
Source: RefSeq, a predicted model, not a curated record